This is a messenger RNA of Frieseomelitta varia, 1003 nucleotides long. It is a transcript of the gene nero, whose product is annotated as deoxyhypusine hydroxylase. The coding region runs from base 10 to 921 and encodes 303 amino acids. The record is from RefSeq and is a predicted model, not a curated record. The transcript is spliced from 3 exons. NCBI's taxonomy places the organism in Eukaryota, Metazoa, Arthropoda, Insecta, Hymenoptera, Apidae. Gene Ontology annotation, biological process: peptidyl-hypusine biosynthetic process. Gene Ontology annotation, molecular function: deoxyhypusine monooxygenase activity.
UCUGAAAGCAUGUUGAAAGUAAAUGAAAAUCAAAUAUCUGCUAUUGGUCGCAUUUUAAAUGAUCAAAAUCGACCGUUAAAAGAAAGAUUUCGUGCUUUAUUUACUUUAAAAAAUAUCGGUGGAGCUGAAGCUAUUCAACAAAUUUAUAAUUGUUUUAAUGAUGAAUCAGCUUUAUUAAAGCAUGAACUCGCAUAUUGCCUUGGUCAAAUGCAAGAUUCCCAUGCUAUACCAAUUCUCAUAGAAAUAUUAAAAGACAUUACACAGGAGCCAAUGGUUCGUCAUGAAGCAGGCGAAGCUUUAGGUGCAAUUGGAGAUCCUAGCGUUAUACCAAUAUUAGAAGAAUAUAGUAAAGAUUGCGUACCAGAAGUUGCAGAAACAUGUGAAUUAGCAUUAUGCAGAUUACAAUGGUUAAAAUCAAAUAGCAAUUCAACAAAUUUACAGAAGAGUCCUUAUAUGUCAGUAGAUCCUGCACCACCAGCAGAUAUUACUGAUGUUAAGAAGUUAAAAGAGAUUCUUUUAAAUGAAAAUAUUUCUUUAUUUGAAAGAUACAGAGCCAUGUUCUCUUUAAGAAAUAUAUGUACUCCAGAUAGUAUUCUUGCUCUUAGUGAAGGUCUAAAAACAGGCAGUGCUUUAUUCAAACAUGAGAUAGCUUUUGUUCUUGGACAACUUCAAAAAGAGAUUGCUAUUCCAUAUUUAGAAGCGUCUUUGAAGGACGCAGAAGAAAAUGAAAUGGUGCGUCAUGAGUGUGCGGAAGCGUUGGGUUCUAUUGCUACUCCAGAUUGUUUUGACAUUCUAAAUAAAUAUUUAAAUGACAAUAAGAGAGUCGUACGAGAAAGCUGUGUAAUCGCACUAGAUAUGUGCGAGUACGAGAAUAAUAAAGAAUUUCAAUAUGCAGAUACACUGGGGAAAGUUGCUGUAUGAAAUUAUGUUUCUGUUCAUUUUUAAGUAAACACAAAUUUUAUGUAAAAAAUUGUGUCUAAAAUAAAAUUGGUCAACGUGGAAA